GGAGCCGGGCCGCCAGGGCGCUCGCAGCGACCUCCGUUAGAUCUGGUGAUGGCGCAGCAGCUCGCCCGGGAGCAGGGCAUCACCCUGCGCGGGAGCGCCGAAAUCGUGGCCGAGUUCUUUUCCUUUGGCAUCAACAGCAUUUUGUAUCAGCGUGGCAUAUAUCCAUCGGAAACCUUCACUCGAGUGCAGAAGUAUGGACUCACCUUGCUUGUGACUACCGACCCCGAGCUCAUAAAGUAUCUCAAUAAUGUGGUCGAGCAGCUAAAAGAGUGGCUCUACAAGUGCUCAGUUCAGAAACUGGUGGUGGUCAUCUCAAAUAUUGAAAGUGGUGAGGUCCUUGAAAGAUGGCAGUUUGAUAUCGAGUGUGACAAAACUGCAAAAGAAGAUGGUGUUUGUAGAGAAAAGUCACACAAAGCCAUUCAAGAUGAAAUCCGUUCAGUGAUCAGGCAGAUCACAGCUACCGUGACCUUUCUGCCACUGCUGGAAGUUUCUUGUUCAUUUGACCUGCUGAUUUAUACCGACAAAGACUUGGUUGUACCUGAAAAGUGGGAGGAAUCAGGACCCCAGUUCAUUACCAAUUCUGAAGAAGUUCGUCUACGCUCAUUUACUACCACAAUCCACAAAGUGAAUAGUAUGGUGGCCUACAAAAUCCCUGUCAGUGACUGAAGAGAAAGUGAGGAAGCAAAGGAAUUCGCAUUCUCAAGUGUCUUUUCCCACAUACGAAGUCAAAUAUAGUUGAUGAAUGUUCUUCCCUUGGUUCGUUUUCAGGUGAAGAAAGCCAGGAUCCUACUUUGAUAGAUUUGCCCAUUGUUCCAUUUCUUGGGUUCCUCCUGGACUUGCCAUAGAGUCAGCAUAACAAGAUUGCUGCCAACAGAUUUUGUCAGAAUUGUGGAGUGGAUUCUUUUAGAAGUGGUCAUUGUAGAUAGAAAUUUUUUUGUUAGGAAGCUAAAUGCAUCUUCUAACCAGUUAGCUCAGGAAUCUUGACCAGAGAUGCAUCUGAAUGUAAACAGAGCAGAAGGAACUGAAGCUUUGUCUAGUUCUGAGUCAUGAAUGCUGUCUUACUGGGCCCAUUUGUCACUUGUCUUUGUAUAGACCCAUAUUGAAAUACAUGCUAAUGGUUUGAUUGUAGUGUAUAUACCGUGAACUCACAAAGCAGUUGAUACUGUUUAACUUUUGUAAUAAAGAACUCUUGUUUU
Phodopus roborovskii (desert hamster) is the source of this 1196-nucleotide messenger RNA. It is a transcript of the gene Mad2l1, whose product is annotated as mitotic arrest deficient 2 like 1. Gene Ontology annotation, biological process: mitotic spindle assembly checkpoint signaling. Lineage: Eukaryota; Metazoa; Chordata; Mammalia; Rodentia; Cricetidae. The transcript has 5 exons. The record is from RefSeq and is a predicted model, not a curated record. Bases 49 to 666 code for a protein of 205 amino acids. Gene Ontology annotation, cellular component: kinetochore; cytoplasm; nucleoplasm.